Lingula anatina is the source of this 3825-nucleotide messenger RNA. RefSeq names its product transmembrane protein 94-like. The record is from RefSeq and is a predicted model, not a curated record. Lineage: Eukaryota; Metazoa; Brachiopoda; Lingulata; Lingulida; Lingulidae. Gene Ontology annotation, molecular function: nucleotide binding.
GUGGAUAACCAGACUCAGGAGGAGUUGAGUGGGGGUGAAAUGUUUGCCCCAGAGGUUGACAGUCAGAGAGAACACACAGAUCAGCCUUGCUACCAGAAACCAUUGAAAUCUAAACCUUACGUCCUACUGGAGACACCUUUUGUGAAAAAUCUCAGGACAAUACUAGAGAAAGGUGGCAAUCGUCCUGUCAGUAUUAUAGAUAAUGAGCAAUACGCACUGGGGACCUUGUGUGUGCUGAGGAUUCUACUGCCUACAGUAUUUCUUAUCCUCCUUAUUACAAAUAUUCUGAGGAUUGUAUUGUUGGAGGAAAGUGCUGGGCAUUGGACAGAAAUGGUCAUUGUCUUACAGGUCCAUGCCACGUGGCCAUUUCUCCCAGUGUUGUUCCCCCUCCUGUGGUACAUGCUGAACCUGCUGGGACACGCCAGAAUAUUGGCAGUCUUUGAUGAAGGCAAGGGGCAGCAGUAUGAGUAUUCAGAUUUAGAUCGCUUCAGUGUUGAAACAAACAUCUCUGAGGAUGAGAUAGUGGUCCACUAUGAAUGGAGACAGGUUUGGAGGCACUUCUUGGAGCUUCUGAAGGGACCCAGCAUUUCCUUACCCAGAACAGCAAAUAGUGUACAUGCCCUAGGAAAUAUCAAUUCCCUGUGUUGUAUAGACAAGAAGGGCAUCCUAUCCUGGCCAAACCCCACAGCUGAGAAAGUGUUCUUCUUUUCAAGUGGAACACAGUGCAAGCAUGCAGGGAAGAAGGGUAAGGUGGAGGCAGAACUGGAAAAGGCUCAGAAAGAUGCUGCAGAAGAAGAGGAAGAGAACGUGGACCAGGCCCUUACUCCUGACUAUCAUAUAGAAGUUUUAGACCUCACACAUGAUGCUAAGGAUGCAUUUGGGCUCCAGUUUGAUGACCCAGCCUGGAAGAAAUAUCUGAAUUCAUUGAAACCACUGCUCCCUGAAGACUGCAGCCACCUUUACCCUCUGGCUAGAAGUCCUACACCCACAAGGUCAUGGGACGUGGAGUCAUUGGACAGCCGUCUGCUGAAAGGCACCCAUCUCUCCAUCAGUGUGGACUCCCUGUACAGUGAGUCUAGCUCAGCCUCCAUUAAAGAUGCUGUGGAUCUCUUCAAGGCUCAGUGCAAUCAGAUUUUUAUUGGAAUGGUCACCAUGCAGUACCAGGCCAGACUGGAUGUUGUAAAAUUAAUUGAAAAUCUGGAAACAGCAUGCAUCAGAUUUGUGCAUUUUUCAGAGGAAAAUGAAUUGAGAAGUAGAGUGUUCUCAGAGAAGAUGGGAUUGGAGGCUGGGUGGAACUGUCAUAUCUCUCUCCUCAGUGGUGACUACACAGAAAGCACCAGCCAGCCAGACUCCAAUACCAGCAACCAGUCACACAGGACAUCAAAGAUCUCUAGUCACGUCUCUGUAGACACUCUGAACAGAAGUUCACGGUCACGAGACAAAUCACGCCGCCACAGUGCACCCUCACUGAUACACAUAGAAGACCCACAGGUGCGGUUCUCAAUGCAGCCAUCUGAGGAAAACUGCAACAGUAUUAGAUCAGACGAUACAGUGCAGACUGUAGUUGUCAAUCAAGUCAUCCACCAAUCAGGACAGUCGUCUCAGGCAGUUAACCAAUCAGUCCAAAUGUCUCAAAGUGAUGAACUAGAUGGAGCAGUGUGCAACAUUGAUGGAGUACAGGUUGAAGAGGUGAAAAUUCAGGAGACACCAAGAUCACAUUUUACCUCAGAUGAAACUCCAUACACCAACUUCUCCUCUAAUGUCAGUCCAGAGGGAUAUUUUCAGCCAGACAUCCAUAUAGCCUACCAGUCAGAUUUGUCGCCAGCAGAGGAACAGGAGAUGGUGGAAAUAGCAGCACACUAUGGCAGUCACAGGACAUCUAACACUGAUGAUACUAUGUCUGGGGGGUUUGAUAUGUCUAACAGGGCCAAGCUUCCCAAGGGAAUAGAGAACAUCCGGCCCCACUUAGAGCAUGUAGACAAUGUGCCCUUGCUGGUGUCACUGUUCACUGACUGUACCAAGGGAACCACCAGAGAGAUGAUCCAGAUAAUGCAGGAGUAUGGGGAGGUGGUUUGCUGUAUAGGGAGCACUGCUUGUAUACAGAAUACAGCUUCUUUUAUCCAAGCUGAUGCAAGUAUUGGCCUAGAGCCUCAGUACCCACAGCUGUGUAUGAAGCAGUCUGUGAUGACUGAGCCAUGGGAGGAAGAAGAACUCUCUCCAAUGGAUAUCAACAGGCUGCUGAACAGUCUGGGUUGUUCUUUGGUGUUCUUUAGGUCUGACAAUAUCAGCCUCACACAGCUUAUUGCAGAGGCCAGACACCACUGUGUAGCAAUGAGGAACUCUUUCCUCUGCCUCCUGUCCUAUCAUCUGUCCAUAUCUCUCAUCCAGCUCUUGGCAGCCAUAUUUCUCCUGCCUCCAGUGCUAGCCAGCCGUCACCUUCUGUGGCUCCUCCUAGUGGUGGCCCCUAGCCUCAGUUUAGUACACUUUGGAAACCCAUUAGACCCGCACAUCAUGACCCUGGCCUCGGGCAAGAAUGAAGACUACUUGACCAAAGAUGUGAUUGUCCAGUACAUCGUAUAUUUUAUUCUAAGAUUUGUCCCAUCUUUGCUGAUAAUAUUGUUAUGCUUUGGAUUCUCCUUGUAUGGACUGUGUGUUAAGAACACUGGCAUGGCUGAGGCUUGUCAUGCCUGUUUUGGAAAUAUGCAAUAUAGCACCCCUGGUGAUUGGCGUGGCUGGUCCACACAAUAUCACAGUGGCUUAGUGUUGGCACAGAAUAUUCUACUAAGUCAAUUCGUACUUUACACAGUUUUGAGCUCGGUCAGUUCAGUGCACAGAUAUUACCAUCUGUGGAGGAGAGCUCCCUGCACCAACAAACUGUGGUGUGUUGUAGCUCCAGCCAUCUUGGUUCUCCAAGUAAUCUACAGUAUCUGUGAUGUCCACGUGUACAGAGAGGGAGAGAGUGCACUGCUUGCAGACAUUCCUGUGGUCACCUGGGUGGUGGCAGUCAUCUGGCCUCUGCUGUUAUUACCACUACUAGAGAUGGUCAAGAUGCAUGAAAUCAAGCUUGCCGUGAGGUAUCAGAAGAGGGCAAGGCUGAACUUUGGUACCAAACUUGGAAUGAACUCGCCAUUUUGAGACUAUGCUGAAGAUUGUUGCAUAGUGGCAAUGACAGAUUGUACUCAACUCUGAUUGAAAAGCAUAAUUGCAGUACUUAUACUUCUCUCACACCUAAUACUGUGACUCAAAAGUAACAAGUGCGAUUUCUUUUUUGUAAUGGGAGACAAAAAUAUAUUUAUAUUUAGAAGGUAAAGAGCUGAAAAUCUAUUUGAUUCAGGUGAAGAGCUGAAAAUCUUUUUGAUUCAAAGCUUCAUUUGGACCAUUAAAUCCUGCCGUAAACUCAUUAGUUUAUCAUGAAUAUUAACAACUUCAACUGCUAUUUAUUGAUGUAUCUUAAUGUAAGUACUGGUUAAAUGGUUUUCAUGUCAUCACAUUGUGUGGCAUUUUACAGCUGUAGUUUCAUGAAGAAAUAACAGCUUUAUUGUAUAACUGUUCCCCUCAAAAUGAAGUAGCUAAGAUAUUUUUUCACAAAUCCUGAUAGAUAAAAUGUUUGUAUCUCACUUGGCAUCAAUCUUUCCUGUUGUUGUAUGAUAUAUGUGCUCAUACCAAAGGUGUUACUAUUGUUUGUGAAAGGAUUUAUUUUAUGCACCACAUAUUAUCAGAGAGGGUUUAUGGCAUUUGACAAAAAAAAUGUUUUGCCCAGAGGUAGUUGAUGUGUUUUAUAAAACCACAUUAUUAUUGAGCACUGAUUGUUAUUAUUCUGCUCUG